AUGAGAUCGGUGCUCGGUCUCUCCCAUUGGUGUUCCUUGCUGCUUCUCCUCUCGCUGGUGACGGCUCCGCGGGGGCUCGAGGUCGGCGAUCUCUUCAGCCAAGGGAAACCACCGGCGGGGAAGCAGGACUGCAGCCGGACAUGCGAGUCCAAGUUUUGCACCGUCCCGCCUGUGCUGAGGUACGGGAAAUACUGCGGAAUCCUCUACAGCGGCUGCCCCGGCGAGAAGCCCUGCGACGCCCUGGACGCCUGCUGCAUGGUCCACGACCACUGCGUCGCCGCCAACAACAAUGACUACCUGAACACCAGGUGCAACGAGAACCUGCUGGGCUGCAUCGACGGGGUGAACCCGGCGGGGCCGACGUUCCCCGGGAAUAAGUGCGGCGUCGGCGAGACGGCGUUCGUCAUAAAGGGUGUCAUCGAGACGGCCGUGCUCGCAGGGAAGAUCCUUCACAAGCGCGACAUCGGGCAGUAG
Triticum turgidum subsp. durum (durum wheat) is the source of this 474-nucleotide messenger RNA. Lineage: Eukaryota; Viridiplantae; Streptophyta; Magnoliopsida; Poales; Poaceae. The record is from the annotation of a GenBank genome assembly.